AAGUUCCAUUUGAGAAGCAUAUUCUAAGGUCAGGUUUUUAAACAAUAAAUCAGAGCUCAAACACACCCUCUCUUUCUCUCUAGAGGUUGAGGUCGAGGUCGAGGUCGAUUCACGCUAUCUCUCUCCUGACUAGAGAACUUCAUUUCUCUUUCACUCAUAUUUGUCUCUCGGAAUCUACAGUUUGUUUUCUUGUUCUGAUUAACGAAGUUUGUUAUACAAUCAGUAGAAGAUGCAUUCGAGUCACCUGCUUCUCGAGGAGCCAAUUAGGAUGGCUUCAAUCCUGGAGCCAUCUAAGUCUAGUUUCUUCCCUGCAAUGACGAAGAUUGUGGGGACUCUAGGUCCCAAAUCCCAAUCCGUCGAGGUUAUCUGUGGCUGCCUGAAGGCUGGAAUGUCCGUGGCUCGAUUCGAUUUUUCAUGGGGCGACCCGGAGUAUCACCAGGGAACCCUGGAGAAUUUGAAGGCGGCAGUGAAGAGCACCAAAAAACUUUGUGCUGUUAUGCUGGACACGGUGGGACCUGAGUUGCAGGUAGUUAACAAAAGCGAGAAAUCUAUUUCACUUAAGGCAGAUGCCACUGUUGUUUUGACGCCAAAUCAAGAACAAGAAGCUUCUUCAGAAGUAUUGCCCAUCAAUUUUGAUGGUCUAUCAAAGGCAGUGACAAAAGGAGACACUAUUUUUAUUGGCCAAUACCUCUUCACAGGCAGUGAAACUACUUCUGUUUGGCUAGAGGUUGACGAAGUCAAAGGGGAUGACGUCAUUUGUGUGAUAAAGAACACUGCAACUCUUGCUGGUUCAUUGUUUACUUUACAUGCCUCUCAAAUUCGUAUUGAUUUGCCAACCCUCUCUGAUAAAGAUAAGGAGGUCAUAAGUACUUGGGGGGUCCAAAACAAAAUAGACUUUCUUUCGUUGUCAUACACCAGGCAUGCAGAAGAUGUUCGCCAAGCUCGAGAGUUCCUUUCCAAAUUGGGUGAUCUCAGUCAGACUCAAAUUUUUGCUAAGAUUGAGAACGUAGAGGGAUUGACCCAUUUUGAUGAGAUCUUGCAAGAAGCAGAUGGUAUUAUUCUUUCCCGUGGGAAUCUUGGCAUAGAUCUCCCACCUGAAAAGGUGUUUUUGUUUCAAAAAGCUGCCCUUUACAAGUGUAACAUGGCUGGAAAGCCUGCUGUGGUUACUCGUGUUGUGGACAGUAUGACUGAUAAUCUUUAGGCAACUCGUGCAGAAGCUACUGAUGUUGCUAAUGCAGUAUUGGAUGGAAGUGAUGCAAUUCUUCUUGGUGCCGAGACCCUUCGUGGAUUAUACCCGGUGGAAACUAUUUCUACUGUUGGUAAAAUUUGUGCAGAGGCAGAGAAGGUUUUCAAUCAAGACCUUUAUUUCAAGAAGACUGUCAAAUUUGUUGGCGAGCCAAUGACUCACUUGGAAUCCAUUGCUUCCUCUGCAGUCAGGGCUGCCAUCAAGGUGAAGGCAUCUGUAAUAAUAUGCUUCACUUCAUCAGGAAGAGCUGCAAGGUUGAUUGCUAAGUAUAGGCCAUCGAUGCCAGUUAUAUCGGUUGUCAUCCCCCGCCUUAAGACAAAUCAACUAAAGUGGAUUUUCAGUGGAGCCUUUGAGGCCAGACAGUCACUCAUUGUGAGAGGUCUCUUUCCUAUGCUUGCGGAUCCACGACAUCCAGCAGAGUCAACUAGUGCAACAAAUGAAUCAGUUUUGAAAGUUGCUCUUGAUCAUGGGAAAAUGGCAGGGGUUAUAAAAUCUCAUGAUAGAGUUGUUGUUUGCCAGAAAGUUGGGGAUGCAUCUGUAGUGAAGAUCAUCGAGCUUGAAGAUUAACCAAAUCCUUUUACCUUCGUUUUGAGUUGAUUCUUUUUCCUCCUUGGAAUGUGAUAGUGCGUUGCUGGCACCUUUUUGAGAUGGAUAGAUGGCUCUCCUGGAAACUCAUGAACAGGAAGGCAAUUUGCUGGUGUUUUUAUACGGUUGGGAAAUAUGUUGCUGAUUAUUUUCGUUGUACUUGGUGGAUUGGUGGUGGUAUCUAGUUGAAAUAAAUUUGAAAUAUUAAAAAUGCUUGGGAGUUUAACCAAGUAGAUACAUUUUGGCUGCAGCAUCUGUCAAUUUGCUAUACUAAAGGUGUGCCCAGGACUUGUAGGGCUAAGGGCCUUGCCCCAUUUCUUAAGUUUUAUGCCUAUAGAGCAUGCCCAACUUGACCCAGAAUUCCCUUGUUUAUUCUUAACACCGCCGUGACAAAAGAGAAGGGUCAAAGAUAUAAACAUAGGACAAUGCAAAA
This is a messenger RNA of Carica papaya (papaya), 2264 nucleotides long. The record is from RefSeq and is a predicted model, not a curated record. NCBI's taxonomy places the organism in Eukaryota, Viridiplantae, Streptophyta, Magnoliopsida, Brassicales, Caricaceae.